Molecule: messenger RNA, 4094 nt
Organism: Perca fluviatilis (European perch)
Lineage: Eukaryota; Metazoa; Chordata; Actinopteri; Perciformes; Percidae
Gene: znf185
Product: zinc finger protein 185 with LIM domain
Exons: 34
Coding region: 564-3650 (1028 amino acids)
Source: RefSeq, a predicted model, not a curated record
GUUCUUGAUCUCAUUUUAAUGAUGCGUGUGCGUCCUGGGUUUUCCUAUCCAGCGAGCAUGAGAGGAGCGUUCCCACAGGAGGCGUUGCUGCGAGACGCUUCCUUUAUGUUUGCCGUGCUGUGCACCUUGUCGUCUCCCUCUUCCCUUUUCCUCGCUGGUUCUCAAAAUUCUUUUGUCAGCCACCUGUACGACAGGUAUGUGCUUGCCAACUCCCAUAAAUACAGCACAGGUGUAGAAACCAAAAAAAUAAGUUCUUAGCAACCCCUAUUACUUACACGCAUAAACACACAACACACAUUUAGAUAAGCUUAUACUGCUCCACCCCACAUCAACCUUCCUUGACUGGCUGGGCUUGUUAGUGGUCACGCCCAUACCUGUUCACUAGCACAGGGUGUAAGACACCUGUCAGACAGAGAAAUACUUUUCCUCAGCUCACACUCAGGGACGCACUGAUCACAAACUCGACUAAACUGGGUGGACGUUUCUCUGCUGGAUAUAAAGUAAAAGAAGGUGGCCUGUCAAGAUAACAGAACAAAGACGAGAGAGAAACAUCUAGAACAAGCAUGUCAAAAGAGGGGGGAAAAGCAUCCGUGUUCCGUACCACCAAAGUGCGGACCAGGCUGAGGGAUGACAGCAGCUGGCUGCAGCAGCGCCAAGAAGCUCAGGCUGAAACCGAAGAAGAGAAACCAUGGUUAGCAGAAGUAAGGGCCAGACGUUUGAAUGGAGACACUGUUGAGACCAGUCCAGUGUCGUCGCCAACAACAUCCACUCCGCCACCCACCAAGUCUGACGGCGAAAGAUCACCAGCAGCAGGGUACCUGAUCAGAGGCGUUUUCACUAAACUAGACAAGCCUGCUUCACCCGUGACAACUAAUGGCGUUAGUGUUACGACGACACAAUUCACCAAAAAACCUUCAGAGAGCUACAAGAAAAUAGCCCCGCACACUGUGAGGCCCACUCAAGAGAACCUGGAGGACCAGCUUAGCAACGAGGAGCUGCAGAAACGGACGGAGGCAGCCAGCAAUGUGCUGAAGAAAUCUGCAGUCAAGCAACGGUCUUUUGUGCUCUCUGCUGCUAAGAAAUUUGAGUCUCAAGAUACGGCGUCUGACACCUCAUUGGUCAACAGCAGUCCAUCAUUUGUGGCUAAAAGGGUGGAGAUUUCUGAUGACGAUGAGAGCGCUGCUACUCCAGCACCUGCCAGCACCACACCCCCCUCCCCUGUCGUCACCGUCACAUCUGCUGCCUCCCCGCCUGAGCCCAAAGCACAGAAAAUAGUCGACACCAGUGUUAAGACAGCUGUUGAUGCAGCUAUUAAUAAGCCGGUGGCACCAAAGGUGGAGAAGGCCGCCCCAGAGCCUGUGAAGAAAGACCCCCCUCCAGUGUCUGUCGCAGUGAAAGACCCGUUUCUGAAAGACGUUUCUGGGCUGGUUGACACACCUCUGGUUAAACUCACCCCAGCAUCACCAACCCCAAUAUCACCUACUCCAGCAUCCCCUGCCCCGGCUUCAACUGUCCCACUUUCACCUGCCCCAGUGGCUGCUGUAACAGGGAUCACAGUGAAGGCUGAACCAGAAAUAGCACCAACACUGUCUCCAAAGCCACGAGUCGACACCAGUGUUAAGACAGCUGUUGAUGCAGCUAUUAAUAAGCCGGUGGCACCAAAGGUGGAGAAGGCCGCCCCAGAGCCUGUGAAGAAAGACCCCCCUCCAGUGUCUGUCGCAGUGAAAGACCCGUUUCUGAAAGACGUUUCUGGGCUGGUUGACACACCGCUGGUUAAACUCACCCCAGCAUCACCAACCCCAAUAUCACCUACUCCAGCAUCCCCUGCCCCGGCUUCAACUGUCCCACUUUCACCUGCCCCAGUGGCUGCUGUAACAGGGAUCACAGUGAAGGCUGAACCAGAAAUAGCACCAACACUGUCUCCAAAGCCACGAGUCGACACCAGUGUUAAGACAGCUGUUGAUGCAGCUAUUAAUAAGCCGGUGGCACCAAAGGUGGAGAAGGCCGCCCCAGAGCCUGUGAAGAAAGACCCCCCUCCAGUGUCUGUCGCAGUGAAAGACCCGUUUCUGAAAGACGUUUCUGGGCUCGUUGACACACCUCUGGUUAAACUCACCCCAGCAUCACCAACCCCAAUAUCACCUACUCCAGCAUCCCCUGCCCCGGCCUCAACCGUCCCACUUUCACCUGCCCCAGUGGCUGCUGUAACAGGGAUCACAGUGAAGGCUGAACCAGAAAUAGCACCAACACUGUCUCCAAAGCCACGCUCCAAUGUUGACACGCUCACCACCUUGUCCGAUACUCUCAUUUCUUUUGGCACAAGUUCAACCAGCUUUAAGGAUGAUGAGCCAGUGCUGGCAAAGAAAAAAGAAGGCUCAGUGGACAGUUGCACCACAAAGGACAGUGUUAAAAAGGAGCCAGCUCCAGAGCUCAGCAACUGUAAAGCAAUGGCAGAUGAUCUCCUGGCUCUUGCUGAUGGUCCAGAGAAGUCAGCCAAGCCUGUUCCCCCCAGCCCAGGACGCUGGAGUCAGGAUCUGCUUGGCGGACUAGACAGUAAGUCAACCCCAGCAAAGACCAGCAGCAGCCUGGAUCUCCUGGCUAAUGACGUCAUUCCAAUCAAAACAGAGGCACGCAGCUCCACAGAGACAGUCACUAUAACCACCAAAACUGUGAUCAUUACUGACAAAAGCUCGGCUGAUCCGUUUGAUCCAUAUCCGAUAGGGACCACAUCCUCUAACAGCUCCUCUGACCUGCUCAAGCCUCUCGCUGAUAUUUCCAUCAACAGUGUGUCACCUACUUACGUGAAGAACAAAGAUCCAAGUCCAAAAACCAAUAUUAGCAGUAAUGCGUUGGAAUCCCUUGCAGACAACGUUAUCCCUAUCAGCACUGACUCCACAAGGCCUAGCUCUCAGCGGUCAUGGGCACGCACAUGGGAAACCAGCACACCUCAGCAGGCGAACACAGAAGAGAGCGAAGAAGAUGUACCAGGAAGCCAAACUGUAGAUCAACAGACGAUAAUCACAUUUGAGAGAAAGUCCAAGGAGAAGGACUCCCCUUGGGACAGGUGGACAUCACCCACUGUCUAUACUGUCACUAACAUUAGAGGAGAGGAAGAAGAGGAGGAGGAGGAGGAGGAGGAGGAAAGCCCCGUGGAUACACAGACAGAGACAGUGACAACCAUCACCACAAUCAGGGAGAUACACAGUGAUCCACAGCCCGCUAUGGAUCGUUAUGAAACCUAUUCCAGGACCGUGAUAGAAGAAGAAGACCAGCGUGUCCAAACACCAGAACCCGAGGCCAAAAAGGGGUUUGUGUACGUGAAGGAGUAUGUCAAUGCAACAGAGCUGUCCUUGCAUAAUGCCAGAGACGCCAUCGAUGGUGUGUCAGAUUAUCUGACAUCAAGCUUUGCCAGUUCCUCCUACAGCAGCCCUUCCUUUUACUCCAGUGGCACGCUGUCAUCCGCCUGUACCUUCUGCGGAGAGCCAGUGGACGGUGAUGCCAAGAUCACCAUCGAGCACCUCAAUAUCAACUGCCACCCCACCUGCUUCAAGUGCGGUGUGUGUAGUAAGCCAAUGGGAGACCUGCUCGACAGUAUGUUCCUACAUGGUGGGAAAGUCCACUGCGAGCCCUGCUACAGUAAAGCCUUGGACUGAUUAUCGAAGCUCUUCAGCAGCCUCUUAUCCUCAGCUCCUUCCCUUCAUGUUCAUUUGCAUAUAAAUUGAGAACCGACAAAGUUUGGACUGUGUUUGGUUUGAACUCAAGAAUGACGUGGUUUAGGGUGAGAGAGACCGUUAGAGUGAGAAAUGUGGCUACUUAAUGUUGAUUCUUACAUUAGGUUAAAUUUCUUAUACAAGCUUGUGUUGUUUUUUUCCUGGUGGUGAAAGCUGUAUCUGCCUCAGUAAACUAUGAAGGAUAUGUUUGAACAACAUGAUGUGUUACAUACAGACUAAUACUGGCAAGUGGGGUGUUAUAUUUUAGCAGCGGUUAUGCAAGAAAAUGACUUUAUUACAAAAAUGUUUACUUCUUUUGCGCUUCAUGAUACAAAAUAGUGUGUUCACAUGUAUGCUUUGUUAAAAAAAAUAAAAUUACUUCUAGAA